AUGGUUACCACACAAUCUGCAAAAGAUGAAGAGUACUUGCAAUUUCUCAGAUCCAAAGCCACAGAGCUUUUCAUCAGAGAAGAAUGGAAGGACUCGAUCGAUGCCUAUUCCCACUUCAUCACCGUCUGCACCCAAAAACCCUCUCACCUCCAAAAGCUUCGAAAAUCCCUCUGCAUAGCUCUAUGCAACCGUGCUGAAGCAAGGUCCAAGUUGAAGGACUUUCACUGUGCUUUGCAAGAUUGUGAUCAUGCUUUGGAACUGGACCCAACUCACUCCAAGACCCUUUUGUGCAAAGGGAAGAUCUUGCUUUGGCUCAACAAGUACUCCAUGGCCAUGGAAUGCUUCAGAACCGCUAUGCUUGACCCUCAACUUGGUGGGAACUCUGAAUGCCUAAGUGGGUAUUUGGAGAAAUGCAAAAAGUUGGAAUUUUUAUCAAGGACUGGGUCUUUGGACCUCUCAGAUUGGGUUGCAAAUGGGUUUCGUGGCAAGAUUCCAGAACUUGCUGAGUUCAUUGGUGCAGUGCAGAUCAAGAAAUCUGAGAUCAGUGGUCGUGGAUUGUUUGCAACUAGGAACAUUGAUGCAGGGUCUUUGAUCCUGGUCACCAAGGCAAUAGCAGUGGAGAGGAGUAUAUUGGGAGGGAAAGAUCUGAGUGAGGAGGCACAGUUAGCUAUGUGGAAGAAUUUCAUUGAUAAAGUUUCUGACUUUGUUGGAAAAUGUCACCAAACGAGGGGUUUGAUUGGUUUGUUGUCAAGUGGGGAGGAAAAUGAGGAUGAACUUGAGGUGCCUAAUGUGGAUCUCUUUAGGCCUGAGAGUUUGGAGAGUGUGAAGUCUUCUGAGGAGGUUGAUAUGGUUAAGUUACUUGCUAUUUUGGAUGUCAAUUCUCUCACUGAGGAUGCUGUUUCAGCCAAUGUGUUGAGGAAGAACAACGAUUGUUAUGGUGUUGGGUUGUGGCUGCUCCCUUCGUUUAUAAACCACUCGUGUUGUCCCAAUACAAGAAGAUUGCAUGUUGGGGACUACUUGAUAGUUCAUGCUUCUAAAGAUUUGAAGGCUGGUGAAGAGGUAACUUUUGCUUACCUUGAUCCUUUGUCUCCAUUGAGCAAGAGAAAGGAUAUGUCAGUGAAUUGGGGGAUUCAUUGUAAGUGCAAGAGAUGCAAGUUUGAGGGGGAAGUGUUCUCCAAACAAGAGAUAAAAGAGAUUGAGAUUGGUCUUGAAAGAGGGAUGGAUGUGGGGGGUGUGGUAUUUAAGUUAGAAGAACAAAUGAAGAGGUGGAAAGUGAGGGGCAAAGAGAAAGCCUAUUUGAGGGCAUCAUUUUGGAGUGCAUAUUCAGAGGCUUAUGGGUCAGAGAGGGUUAUGAAGAGGUGGGGAAGGAGGAUUCCUACACUGGAUGCUGUGGUUGAUAGCAUCUCAGAUGUUGUGGGUGGUGACCACAGGUUACUUAAGUUGCUGAUGGAGGAGUUGAAGAAAAAUAGUGGUGGCCAUGUGGAGAUGGAAAAAAUCUUCAAGUUGGGAAGAGAGGUGUUUGGGAAGGUAGUGAAAAAGCAAGCAAUGAAAACACUUCUUGAGCUUUGCGUUAGUGAUUGA
Molecule: messenger RNA, 1581 nt
Organism: Abrus precatorius (Indian licorice)
Lineage: Eukaryota; Viridiplantae; Streptophyta; Magnoliopsida; Fabales; Fabaceae
Exons: 2
Coding region: 1-1581 (526 amino acids)
Molecular function (GO): protein binding
Source: RefSeq, a predicted model, not a curated record